Dothidotthia symphoricarpi CBS 119687 is the source of this 1548-nucleotide messenger RNA. Its product is annotated as folic acid synthesis protein-like protein. The transcript has 3 exons. Lineage: Eukaryota; Fungi; Ascomycota; Dothideomycetes; Pleosporales; Dothidotthiaceae. The record is from RefSeq and is a predicted model, not a curated record. Gene Ontology annotation, molecular function: 2-amino-4-hydroxy-6-hydroxymethyldihydropteridine diphosphokinase activity; dihydropteroate synthase activity. The coding region runs from base 1 to 1548 and encodes 515 amino acids. Gene Ontology annotation, biological process: tetrahydrofolate biosynthetic process. Gene Ontology annotation, cellular component: mitochondrial envelope.
AUGACUCGAAGCUUGUGGAGUAGUUAUGUUAGGAGUCUUAGCACAUCCUGCAUCCAACAUCAAAAUGUCCUGUCUUCUUUGCAAACGGACAGUGCAAGGCUGCGACUCGUGCUGUGGAGGCCUUCGAAAACUCAUGAGAGGCAUAUUGUUCGCGUUUCUCAUAACCACACAAAACUGGAGCACCGUGCAUUUAUUGCUCUAGGGGGCAACAUGGGGGACAGAGUUGCUAUGAUUGAGGAAGCAUGUAGAGAAAUGGAGAAGGGCGGAAACAUCAGAAUACUUCGAACAAGUAGUCUGUGGGAGACGAAGGCUAUGUAUGUUCUCGAUCAAGAUAACUUCGUGAAUGGUGCUUGUGAGAUAGAGACCUCACUGUCUCCAAUUGAGCUCUUGAAUGAGCUUCAAUCAGUGGAAAAAAGGAUGGGUCGCGUCAAGGUCAUUGACAAAGGACCGAGAAACAUUGAUUUGGACAUUUUGCUCUACGACAACCUUACACAUUCAAACGAGAGGCUACAGAUACCUCAUCCACUCAUGCUUGAAAGAGAAUUCGUGCUACGCCCACUAUGCGAGAUGAUUCCUGAGGAGAAUCUUCCAUCUCAUUCGUCUUCCGCAGCAAAAUCGCUUCAACACAGUCUCUCACUUCUACCUCGAUCGGAAGAUCCACUGUCACCAAUGACCCCACUCGCACCGAACCUGUCUAGUAUCUCCGCUUUCCAACCGCAACGAGACACGCGAAUAAUGUCCAUUCUAAACGUCACUCCAGACUCGUUCUCUGACGGCGGCAAGAAUUACAAUAUCGAUCAAGUCACCCUCACUAACACCAUCAAAUCGCAUAUUACGAGUGGAGCAACAAUACUAGACAUAGGUGGACAGUCUACACGACCUGGCGCGGUGCAAGUCUCGUCUUCCGAAGAGUUGUCUCGCAUCUUGCCUGCUAUCAAACUCAUUCGUUCACUUCGUGAGGCGAACAAUCUUGCCAUUAGCAUUGAUACGUACCGUGCCGAUGUGGCAGAAGAGUCUAUAAAAGCUGGGGCCCACAUUAUCAACGAUGUCAGCGCAGGUUUGAUGGACGAUGCUAUGCUCCAUACCGUUGCGAAGCUAGGCUGUACAGUUUGUCUAAUGCAUAUGCGGGGUACACCAGAAACCAUGAGCAAAUUGACCUCUUACCCGGACGGCAUAAUCGAGACUGUAGGUCGGGAGCUCCUCGAUCGCGUUCGUGCUGCAGAAGCAGCAGGUAUUCGGCGCUGGCGCAUUAUUCUCGACCCCGGUAUCGGGUUUGCAAAGACGCAAGAGCAAAACCUAGAAAUACUACGACGUAUGGGCGAGCUGAGGCAGUAUCCUGGUCUACAGGGCUUUCCUUGGCUGGUCGGCACGAGCAGGAAGGCAUUCGUAGGCAAGAUCACAGGAGUCAAGGAGGCGAAAGAUAGGAAGUGGGGUACUGCUGCUGCGGUGACUGCGGCCAUACAAGGGGGCGCGGAUAUCGUGAGAGUGCAUGAUGUGGAAGAGAUGGGACAGGUGGCCAAGUUGGCGGAUGCGAUUUGGCGAGUGUAG